UUAAAAUGGAGCAUUUUGAUGCAUCACAAAGUACCUAUUUUAGGGCAUUACUGGGCCCCCGAGAUACCAGAGUGAAAGGAUGGUUUCUUCUGGACAAUUAUAUACCUACAUUUAUCUGCUCAAGCAUAUACUUAUUAAUAGUAUGGCUGGGACCUAAAUACAUGAAGAAUAGACAACCAUUCUCUUGUCGGGGCAUUCUAGUGCUGUAUAACCUUGGACUUACAUUACUGUCCCUCUAUAUGUUCUUUGAGUUAGUGACAGGAGUAUGGGAAGGCAAAUACAAUUUCUUCUGUCAGGGAACACGCAACGCAGGAGAAUCAGACAUGAAGAUCAUUCGUGUCCUCUGGUGGUAUUACUUCUCCAAACUCAUAGAAUUCAUGGACACCUUCUUCUUCAUCUUACGCAAGAACAACCAUCAGAUCACGGUCCUGCAUGUGUACCACCACGCCUCGAUGCUGAACAUCUGGUGGUUUGUGAUGAACUGGGUGCCCUGUGGCCACUCUUACUUUGGUGCCACACUCAACAGUUUCAUCCACGUCCUCAUGUACUCAUACUAUGGCCUGUCGUCUGUCCCUUCCAUGCGUCCAUAUCUCUGGUGGAAGAAGUACAUCACUCAGGGGCAGCUGAUCCAGUUUGUGCUGACAAUCAUCCAGACCAGCUGCGGGGUCAUCUGGCCCUGCACGUUCCCUCUUGGCUGGUUAUAUUUCCAGAUUGGAUACAUGAUUUCUCUGAUUACUCUCUUCACAAAUUUCUACAUUCAGACUUACAACAAGAAGGGGACCUCCCGGAGGAAAGACCACCUGAAGGACCAUCAGAAUGGAUCCGCGGCGGCUGUGAACGGACAUACUAACAGCUUUACUUCCCUGGAAAACCACGUGAAACCAAGGAAACAACGGAAGGAUUGAAGACCAAGAGUUGAAAACCUCCAAACCACGCGUCUGAUUGUAAGCACAGUAAUGAGUUGUGCCCCCCGAUGCUCGUUAACAGCUGCUGUAACUAGUUGGCCUACAAUAGUGUGAUUCAUGUAGGACCUCUUUCAUCAGUUCCAAACCCCUAGAAAAUGUAUACUGAUUAUACAAGUAGGCAUAAGAUUUUUAACAUUUCUGGGCUCUCACCGACCCCUGCGCUUGACUGUGGAAAAGGGAGUAUUAUUGUAGUAUACGACACUGCUGUUGCCUUAUUAGUUUUAACAUGAUAGGUGCUGAAUUGUGGUUCACAAUUUAUGAACACUGUAAUCCAAACUUUUUUUUUUUUAACUGUAGAUCUUGCAUGUGAUUGUAAAUGUAAAUUUGUACAAUGUUACCGUAGAGAAACACACAUGCCUUAAAAUUUAAAAAGCAGGGCCCAAAGCUUAUUAGUUCAACUUAGGGUAUGUUUCAAGUUUGUAUUCCUUUUUUUAAUAGCUCUGUUUAGAAACAUCAAAGACCAUGAUUUGUGGAACAACCAGUGCGUGGCAUCUAGUCUCAAGUGACUUUGUAAUGUGAAGUCAGAAUGGCACUGUCUGUUUUGUAAUAUUGGCUUUUAAAUCAAGCAAGCUCAAAUCUAGUGGAACAGUCAGUUUUAACUUUUUAACAGAUCUUAUUUUUUUAUUUUGAGUGCCACUAUUAAUAAUGUAAGAAAAGAAAAGUUUGAGGGGGACUCUAAAGUGGUCUUGAUGAAACUUUAAAUAUAUAUUCCUUGUCUUUUCAGAUUUUAGAAAGUAGGGUGACUAGGCGGUUUUUAAUUUCUGAAGUGCUAAGUGUUUUUAUACAAGAAACAAAGCCCAUUUUGCUUUCCAAAGUGUGGAGAGAGAGGAGAUAUGUACUUUUCAAAGAUGGUGUUUGAAUAUGUAUUAUUUGACAGAGUCCAAUUAAUGAGCAAUGAGGAGCUGGUUGCCAAGGUCCAAAUACAUAUGGAUUUCUGUACUGUUAUCUGUAUUUACACAGACUUCAUUUUGAAAUGUGCCUAGUUUACCAAAAUGAAUUAAAGGAGGGAAAGAGGGAUAUUAGAAUUUUUAAGGUAAAAUUAAACAGAUAGCCACAGCAUAAGAGAACCAGGAUUGGAUGGAGGUCAUUUGUUUUAAUGUAAUUUAAAUGUAAUUGUCGUGUCUUUCUGCUUAAAAUCUAAAGAUUGUUUAGAACUGCUUGUUCAUAAAUAAUACACUGUUUAUUGUAAAAUCAUGUCUCACAUGUUUGAGGCAGUGGUCAAACAGAUACGAACUAUCGUUUGUCAUUUUAAAGUGUUGGAAUUUAGCCUCUGAGAACCUUCUUCAUUGAAAAGCAUAAACAUCGAACCACUCAUGACACAGUUUAGGAAGUCAUUGACAAUGUAUAAACUAGUUGUUGGUUUGAUAUGUGUGUAAAUAUCAGUUUACCAUGCUUUAAUUUUGCACAUUCAUACUGUAGGGAGCCACCGGUUCUCUUAUUAGUCUUGUGGGUGUUCUUUUUGGAAGGAGUCACAGCAUCUGUUUACAUUUACCUUAUCAGCCCUAGAUUGUGUAUAUUUGUAAAUGUCUGUCUUCAUUCCUAGGUACUAGUUUGAAAAUGACCUUACCUAUGUCAAUACAGAAACUAUAACAUUUAGUAGUGUGCUGUCAAAUGUGCUUAACUCAUCUGCAUAUACCCACACUGUUAAAUAAUGUCUAAACAUUAAUCAUUAAAACAUUUUUUGAUUA
Chrysochloris asiatica (Cape golden mole) is the source of this 2653-nucleotide messenger RNA. RefSeq names its product ELOVL fatty acid elongase 5 (gene ELOVL5). NCBI's taxonomy places the organism in Eukaryota, Metazoa, Chordata, Mammalia, Afrosoricida, Chrysochloridae. Gene Ontology annotation, molecular function: fatty acid elongase activity. Gene Ontology annotation, cellular component: endoplasmic reticulum; endoplasmic reticulum membrane. The transcript is spliced from 7 exons. Gene Ontology annotation, biological process: fatty acid elongation, saturated fatty acid; fatty acid elongation, monounsaturated fatty acid; very long-chain fatty acid biosynthetic process. Bases 6 to 905 code for a protein of 299 amino acids. The record is from RefSeq and is a predicted model, not a curated record.